Molecule: messenger RNA, 3870 nt
Organism: Ornithorhynchus anatinus (platypus)
Lineage: Eukaryota; Metazoa; Chordata; Mammalia; Monotremata; Ornithorhynchidae
Gene: ICOSLG
Product: inducible T cell costimulator ligand
Exons: 7
Coding region: 156-1085 (309 amino acids)
Source: RefSeq, a predicted model, not a curated record
AGCGGGAGCAGCAGCAGCGGGAGCUGCAGCGGCUGCACAGCAGCGGGAGCAGCAGCGGCUGCAGCAUCGGGAGCAUCAGGAGCCGCGGCCAGCGGGGCCAGAGGCGGAGCAGCCCGGCGGCCGGGGGGUGCCUGGCCCUCGCUCCGGCGCCCACCAUGGGGCCCAAAAGUACCAGACUUCUGUUAGUGCUUCUUUGUGGUAUCAGAGAUGUUAUUAGCGAAGAAAAGGAAGUCGUUGGCAUAAUAGGAAGCAGCGUUGAACUAAGCUGCAUUAAUCCUUCCCUGGAGCAGUUUGAUUUGAAAACCCUAUGGGUUUACUGGCAAACAGCAAGUCCAACUACCGUACUAAGAAUGUAUUCUCCUGGUGAGAAUUCCAGCACUUUUGAGGAUCCUGGAUAUAAAAAUAGGACACUGCUAAAUAUAGAAAAUAUGAAAACAGGGGAUUUUUCUCUUGUUUUGUCCAACAUCAGUCUGCAAGAUGAACGGAAAUUUGACUGCAUAGCGGGAAAGAAAGAGAAAGUAUUCAAGAAAUUUUUCAGCACCACAGUCAGACUCGUAGUGGCAGCUAAUUCCAGCACACCGAUAAUAAGCGGGCCUACUGGUACAACUGUCAGAGAAGAAGUAAUCUUCGUCUGCAAUGCUAGUGAUGUUUAUCCAGAGCCAAAUGUCUACUGGAUAAUUGGACAAGAUGUCCUCCUCGAUCCAGCUGCCCAAAAUCAUAACAUCUCCAAGAAUGAGAGAGGCCUGUACGAUGUCUUCAGCACAGUGAGGAUCACGUGGACUUCUAACAUGAGAAUAGGAUGCUCUAUAGAAAACCAGAGACUAAAGCAAAACCUAACAACUUUCAUAAAACCAGAAGAUCCUAACAAGCUGCCAUCUAUCGCCUCUACAAAUCCCACCAACUCACCUGCGCUGCCGGUAACAAGAAGUGUUACCACUCUUGGGGUCUUGGGCAUUUUGGCUGUGAUGGUGGGUGUCGUGACUGGCAUCUGGCUGUGUAGAAAGAAAUAUCACCAUCCAUUUUAUUCAGGUGGACAGCGAAAAGGAGAGGUGACAGAGCAUGUACAUUAUGCUGAUCACGUUUGAAGGGAAGCCUUCAAAACCGAAGAUGGAGCUGCUGGUGAAAUGGUGGGGCAGCUCGGAGCAGUGGCUGUUUGUGAUGCAGUCUUCCUUCUGCGUAGAGAAGGGUCAAUGGUUCCCACCGUCUUUGACUGGAAGAAGGAAAUUCACGCUGUCUUUGCCUUUCCACCUGCCAAAAUCAUUAGACUUAGAAUUAGGGGCCUUGAAACAAAUUCUCUGAGGCUGGAGCACUGUCAGAAUCUCAGCCCGUUCCCUUGGCCAAAAGUGUAAUCCUGUUUCCCAGCAAAAAAGGGCAAAGGAUUCAGACAUCGAGUGCUAUCGGCAGCAGGAGAAUCUAAGAACUCUGUAUCUAGCCGCCUUCUCUUCUUGACAGCAGGACAUGUAGCAUCCUGGCUGAUACAGAGGCAGCAUACAAACAGGCCUUCAUUUUUGUUGACACUGGUCCCCCCACACCAUUCCCCAUGUGCAUUCUUUCCUGUUGAGGAAACUGGACAGACCAGAUGUGAGACUGUUCCAGUAAUAUCCCUAGUUAACAAUUUGGAAUUAGACCUUUUGGAAGGUUUGCGUUUCUAGAGCCAAAAGGAAUGGGACAAAAGCUAGGUCAGAAAAAGGCAAUAGCUCCAUAAUCAGUGGGGUAUCCCUCUGACUUUUCCAUCCGGAAGUAGGUCUUUCCUUGCCUGCCCAAACUAUGUGCACUAAGGGAGGCUUCCUGGGGGCUGUGAAAUGGUAGUGAGGAGGUAGGAGCAGAAAAAGAAGAUUGUUGCUGGGGCCUGGAACCACUGCCAGAAGAUGAGGAGCCUUGAGAAACCUUACCCUGGUGUGGGCAAAAUCUCAACAGCAGCAUCUGGAACCUCAGGUCAGGAUUCCCCCUCCAGAAGCUAGAAGAUGGAGCAAGUUCCUUGGACCCAGAGGGAACUCACCCUGGGCAGCAGCCCCUAAAACUCAAAAAGGGGAGAGGGGGACGUCUGAACGGUGAAGAAGACCGAGAGUGUGGAAAAAGAGCAAGACCCAGGACCGUGGAAGGGAGACAAUCCAGGAAGGAAUGUUAUCAUUGGAGACAGGAUUGAAUUCUACAUUCAAAGCACAGAACUUUUCAAAAAUAGUGUGAUUUGUGUAUUUAUGUGUGGAUUUGAACAUGAUUCUGACAAUAGGGCCAGCUGGAGUGGAAUGGUAUGGGACAUUAGACUUCAUUGAAAUGUAUUGUCUUAUGAGAACUUUGGAGAAGAACUGAGAAAAACUGUUUCCUGUUUUGCUUUGGAAAAAAAAAUCCCCCCCCCCGAAAGACCAAUCUGUAGAUGUUUUUCAGUGGGGGACUAAAACAGCAACUGGAUUGUAAAAUAUUUUCCCUUUGAACACACAAUUAAGUUCCUUAAGGCUAUCUGGCACUAAGCCUUGGAAAAUAAUCUUGUCCCAGAAGAACUUGGAGAAAAUUGUGACAGGAAAAGAGGGACAUCAGUAAAGAGUCUGGGAUUUGCCAAAGGGAAUGAGCCAGAUUUUUUUUUUCUUUUUAGAAAAUAUAUUGACAUCAGUGUCAGUGCUGCCAACAGAGCUAAUAUAUAACAAAUGAUAGAUGCCUUGCCUGCCCUGCCCAUAAUGCUAUGAAUCCAGUGUGAUCAGUCAGUGAAAGUAGCAGUAAUACAGGUUAGUUGGACGCAGCUUAAGCCGCUUACAUUUUUAAAGGGGGAAAUAAGCUUUUUCCAAUCCACUUGGUCAUUUGUGUUUUGAGGUCCCAUUUUGGAAUCCAAGUGAAAUUGGGAACAGUGUCUGCUGCCUUGAGUUCCUCCUCGAAUGAGGAAGUCUUCAUUUAUGGUUUGCUUCAUUGCACACUGCUCCAUUUGAAAAAUAAAUAUGGACGAGAGCAUGUCCAUUAAUACACUGGAUUCGAAGAGCCAAGGGAAUGCUCAUUCAACUUACAUUAGUUUGCCUCAAAAUAAACACCACACCCCGACACUGAAGAUAAGUUUUUAAAGGUUAAAUUUAAGUUGAAGCUGGACUAACUACCUCAGGAGAGAGAGAGAUCACCCUAUAGAAUGGUGUCUCGAUCCCUAGUAAAAAUGAAGGCAUUCAAAAGAAGAGAGGAAGACUCUUGAUUCCGGGAUUCUUAGUUGUUUUAUAGCAUUAGCCACCGAGGCCUGGUUUUAUUCCUUUUAACGUGAAGAUGAUUUCUUUUGUUUCUUUUAAUUUGGGAAGUGGAUAGAGAUCAGCAUUCUCAGUGUAUGCGGCAUUAUAAGCUUUACCACCUUAAACUGCUGACCCAGCUAAGUCGACAAGUCUCAUUAAUGCACUCUGAAGCAAUUGUAAAGCCCAGGAGCUGACCUAGCCUUCUGUUCUCUGGCUUCUUACAGAACACGCCCUCUCCAAAUAUGUUUCAUGUGCAAGAUCUUGGCAUGCAGGUCUGUGAAAAAGAGUUAGCAGCAGAGAGCAUGUUAGAUUUGUCAGCUUGUAGUUCUGAGCUCCAAACUUUGCAGUUAGGUACUAUAUCCUUCUGUGUAGCUCUCGGUUCAUCGGUCUUUGUUAUAAUCCCUGGUAGAGCCAGAGUUACUAUGUAAGUAGCAGACCCAGAUGAAUGUCAAACUGUUUACCAUUUUGACUCCCGUGUCUUUCUCAAUGGUAAUUCAUACCUGACCCUGAACCACAUCCACGAUGAAUUCAGCGAUGUUUCGACACAGUCGUUAAUGGUCUGAUUCAGACACUUGUUGUUCCUUCUAUAGAAGGCUAUUGUAUUUUUAUGAUUGUAAAACCUGUACGUGUGAUCAUUUUUUCUGGUAUAAAAGUUUUAUAUGGAUUGGGA